Ylistrum balloti is the source of this 3961-nucleotide messenger RNA. RefSeq names its product ras-related GTP-binding protein C-like. The coding region runs from base 175 to 1266 and encodes 363 amino acids. The record is from RefSeq and is a predicted model, not a curated record. Gene Ontology annotation, molecular function: GTP binding; GTPase activity. Gene Ontology annotation, biological process: cellular response to starvation; positive regulation of TOR signaling; cellular response to amino acid stimulus. Lineage: Eukaryota; Metazoa; Mollusca; Bivalvia; Pectinida; Pectinidae. The transcript has 10 exons. Gene Ontology annotation, cellular component: lysosome; nucleus; Gtr1-Gtr2 GTPase complex.
UGGCUUCUGAAGGAAGUAUUUCUUCAAAUGGCGUGUUUGGGAACAUACGUAAAGGAUCUCCUGGAUGCUGAAACAUUUGAAGGGGUCACAUGAUUUUCCCGGAAGUGUCAGGAACGUGAUAUCCAAAACAAGGCUAAUCAGAAAGUAACAGUUUUGGUGAAGUGAUUGACGCACAUGUCUUCAUACUCUGACGAUAAGGUGGCAAGCUCCUUUGGCUCGUUUCCAAAGGGCUUUGGCUAUGGCCCAGAUGAGAAUGACACGGAAAUACAAGCAUCAUCAUCAGAAUACAAACCAAGAAUUCUGCUUAUGGGGCUAAGAAGAAGUGGUAAAUCUUCCAUACAGAAGGUAGUGUUUCACAAAGUGUCACCAAAUGAAACCCUCUUCCUAGAAAGUACAAAUAAGAUCGUUAAAGAAGAUAUCACCAAUUGCUCAUUUGUGAAGUUCCAGGUGUGGGAUUUACCAGGCCAGAUUGACUUCCAUGAUUCUAUUUAUGAAGAAUGUGAAGCCAUUAUAUUUGUCAUAGAUUCACAGGAUGAAUACAUGGACGCAUUGGCCAAACUCAAUGCCACUGUAUCCAAAGCUCACCGUAUCAACCCAGGCAUCAAGUUUGAAGUCUUCAUCCAUAAAGUUGAUGGUCUGUCAGAUGAUCAUAAGAUUGAAGCCCAGCGGGAUAUCCAUCAUAGGGCAUCUGAUAACCUCGCUGAAGAGGGCCUGGAAAAUCUCCACUUAAGUUUUUAUCUUACCAGUAUAUAUGACCACUCCAUAUUUGAGGCAUUUAGCAAAGUUGUACAGAAAUUGAUUCCCCAACUCCCUGUAAUGGAGAACCUGUUAAAUAUUCUCAUUUCUAAUUCUGGUAUUGAGAAAGCGUUCCUGUUUGAUGUGAUCAGUAAGAUCUACAUCGCCACAGAUAGUUCACCGGUGGACAUGCAGACAUAUGAAAUCUGCUGUGAUAUGAUUGAUGUAGUGAUAGACAUGUCCCAUAUAUAUGGUGUAAAAGAUGAUGCUGCAUUUGACACCAAGUCAGCUUCAAUAAUCAAACUGAACAACGGGACAGUGAUGUACUUGAGAGAGGUCAACAGAUACCUGGCUCUCGUCUGUAUCAUGAGGGAGGACAGUUUUGAAAAACAAGGUGUGAUAGAUUACAACUUCCUGUGUUUCCGACAAGCUAUUCAGGAUGUGUUUGAGGUCAAACCUAGUUCUAAACAAGCUGCCAUGGCUUUGACCUCUUCCAGUGACUUUCCACAAGCAAAUGGGGCCAUUAAGUGAUUAAUGAUAGGGUCGGAUAACUCUGUUUUUGUAAUACAUCGAGAUGUACAAGUAUCCAAUUAUCAGGGUGUGCAUGGCUAAGCAAGGAUGAAUCUUCUGGGUUCCAAAUGGAUAGCAUGAGGUGUUGAAUUAAUUGUUAAUUAAGUGCUUUAUCCAUUGUGUAUUUAUAAUGAUGGGGAUAAAUAAUGAUGUAAAUUAAAGAUAUUAAAAAGGAAUAUUGAUGCAGAGUGCUCUGUAUCCAUUGUGUAUUUAUAAUGAUGGGGAUAAAUAAUAAUGUAAAUUAAAGAUACUAAUAAGGAAUAUUGAUGCAGAGUGUUUUAUUGGCACUAUGUGAAAAUACAGACAAUAUCUGAGUUUUCCUUAAUGGGUAAGUGAUUACAAUAUAUAUGAAAUGUUUUCGGCCUCAUGUAACCUCAGUAUCUCACCUGCCCAAAGGACAAGUGAGUAAUGUCAUGGUGCUGCAUCCUUUGUUUGUCCAUCUUUGUCAUCUACCUGUUUGGUGUUAACUUUUUGGAUGCAAAGCUUUCCAGUUUGUUCAAAUGCAUAAACUUGACCUACUUUGAAGUUCACAGGGUUUAAAUUUGUUGUAAUCUUUUAAAAACUUUUUCUCAGUUACAAAGAUGCAUAUGAUUGUGGUAAAGUUUGUUAUGAUAUUCUGAAUAACCAAGUAGAUGAUUGGUUUUGCCUAUAACAUAUGAUAAAGAACAAAUACUGAGGUUGGGAUGAGUGUGAAAGUUACCAGAAUACACAACACAAUUAAUGUCUUCUGUUUGUAAGAUACAGAACUGGUAAGAGUUAAGGCCCUAUAGACCUUUUGUUUUGAAUGAGUAGUUUUGAUGGUAGAUAGCCCCAGUCAUAUAAAGUCAUCUUGUACAAGCGUUUGUGGUUUAAGAGAUGUACAGGUCAUGUGACUCUAUUUUGUAUGAGUGGAUUUGUUAAGGAGAUGUCCAGGUCAUGUGACUCUAUUUUGUAUGAGUGGAUUUGUUAAGCAGAUAUCCAGGUCAUGUGACUGUUUUGUAUGAGUGGAUUUGUUAAGCAGAUGUCCAGGUCAUGUGACCCUAUUUUGUAUUGAGUGUAUUCAUUGUAAGAAUUUUCCUUAGUGGAUAUUUUCACACCUCUGACAGUAUAUACCCUGCAAAAAUCUGUGUUAGAUUUUUUCUUUCUAAGCCAGUCUGUCUGUCACCUUCAUCUGACAUCUGGUGCCAUAUUUAACAUGCUUACACAUUUGUUGUGCUAGAGAAAGUUAACAGUGCCUAAAUUAUUGUUAAUUGGCAUGCUUUGAUGUGAAUAACUUAAUCCAAAUGGCACUCAAGUGAAAACUUUCCAAAGUAUACUGAGUAAAGACUGUGCAGUGGAUGUAUUGAUUUGAUGCCUUAUGAAAUGGUUUAGAUAUCAACAGAUUACAAACCUAUGUUGCUGUUAUCACUUUUAUUUUCAAGUCCUUGUAGGUACAUUUAACAGUACGGGUUAUCGUGAGACCAGUUUAUUACAAAGUAUAUUAAAGUCUUAGCAACAUAAAUUGGUAUAAGAUCUUGAGGUGUAAUACAACCUCAGAUUUUGAUGAGUAAUUUUUUCUUUCUCCAAUAACUUUUAGACUCACACAGGUGAAUUUAUUUCUGGAAUUUUUACAUGUAUAGUCUUCAUUACUUGUAUUAAUUUUAAGAAGUUAUAUUUAGAUCCAUUUCUCAGAAAUCAUUAUAUCAUGACAGCCAUAUUUGGUAUUUAGUUAGACCUUAGGGCAUACUGCAUUUAGGACCAAAAUAGAUAUACACUGUCAAAACAAACAAUGUCAUUUGAUGUUUAAACCUGUUGUUUAAUCAUAUUUUUUUCCAUAUUUUCAAGUCUUAAGUGAAUUUAGUGAGUGAAAGAUGAGACAUUGAUUUUGCAAAUUUGAUGUAAUGAUCCAUCUCUUUACGACAUUCAUAGUCAUAUGUAUAACAAAGGCAAACAAUAUUAUGCACUGUUGAAAUACAGUGCGUUGAAUCCUGUCAUAGAAAGCUGAGUUCAUAUUCACUAUGAAUGCCAUAUGAAGAUUGUUUAAUGCUGAUAGCUUGUGUUAUACACCUUAGGCAGAAAUGAUUUGUAGGGCCUUAUCAAUGUUACUUUCAUGUAAAGUCACAGCUGUGGUGAUGUAAAUAUAAGGCUAUGAAUGCCAUUGUGUGAUUGUCUUAUCCCCUCAUGACGUACUGGGUAUGACAUAGAAUUUGAUUAACAAAACUAUUAAGGUUUACCACUGUUAAUGAGAACAAAUGAUUAUAGAUUUAAAAUUCAAUUGAAUCAAUUGAACAGGGUUUCCUUAAAUGCAAAAUCUAACCAGUUUAAUUCAUGAUAGCAUGAAUGUUCAAAAUGCUUGAGUCAGCUGUUAUUUAUGUAUCUUUUUAUACCUAUGUUAAAAGUACUUCUAUUUCUGGUGAUUCUGAUCAGAGACAUGUGUCUGUGCCUGCUGUUUGUGUGGAAUUAUUGAGUGAUCUGUCACUCAAUGUGGUUGAUCAAUCAAUCAAUAAUUUGUGAUAUUUUGUUUAAAAAGAUUUACCUUGGAAAACAUAUUAACAUUAUAAUGCACAGAUGUUGGGUCUUUGUAUGGGGCUACAUAAUGUACAUAAUUUGAUAUGAUUAUAUCAAAGCAAGCUUUAAAAAGAUAAUAUUUUUUUCUUUUUCUCACAGAGAUAUGAAUAAAUGCUUAAAACUAUAAAUA